AUGGACUAUCGAUCCAUCCGCGGCAAAGACAUAUCGAGCUUGGAUCUGGCCUCGACCCACCGGCUGCCUACCGUUUCGGCGGCGCAGGCUCUGGAGCAUCUCGGCACCGAUCCUCGGCGCUUCAUCUCGACGAGUCUUGGCGCUCUCGAUCGAGCCCUCAACGAUGUUGUCAGCCGUGGAGAACACGCCUUAUCCAGUCCCGGUGGUUUUCAGAAGGGCCAAGUCGUAGAAAUCUGGGGUCCUCCAGGCUCUGGCAAGACCACGUUUGGGAUUCAACUCACGGCAAACGCCCUCCGUCGGGGCGAUAAGGUUGUGUGGGUAGGUUCGUGCUGCUUCAGCUGCCCCCCGUCCAGUAUCCGGCCGCGGAUCUGGAUAUGUUCCGUUUUACGUGUCACCAAGUCAUUGAUGCGGUUUACAGACGGGUUCCACCCGCUAUUCCCCAGCAGGCUGCGUGAGGUGAUCGAGGCUGCUCAGGAUUCGCCCGACGAGAUAGCUGCAUCGCUCUCGAUAACGGAGCAAACCGACAAUCUGCUCCAUUUUCGGACGCCCACUCUAGCCCAUCUCAUCGGGCUUCUAUGCAAGCCUGCUGCGACGACGAUCCCCAGCGGCACCUCGCUCGUCGUGGUUGAUACGCUGUCUAGCUUAGUGAAUUACGCCUUUCCCCGGAAUUUCGAACCGCGGCACGCUCAGAAAGGCCCAGGACCGUCGGCUAGGCGACUACAGGUCCUACAGUUCGUAAUCUCGACACUCCAGAAGCUCGCGGCCGCCAGAGAUCUUUGCGUCGUUAUCUUGUCGCAAUGCGUGACGAAGAUGCAACUCGACCACGGUGCCACGCUCACCCCUGCCAUUAAUGCAGGUUCUUGGGACCAAGGGAUCGCUACCCGAUUAGUUCUCUUUCGAGACUGGACGAUGGAAGGGGGUAAAGUCCACGAUUCUCACUUUGUUGGCAUCCAGAAACUGAGUGGUAAGGGAGGCAUCAGCCAAGUUUUCGCCUUCAAUAUUCAGGCGGUACGUCAAAAGGUCUGA
This is a messenger RNA of Durotheca rogersii, 1026 nucleotides long. RefSeq names its product P-loop containing nucleoside triphosphate hydrolase protein. Gene Ontology annotation, biological process: DNA repair; reciprocal meiotic recombination; meiotic DNA recombinase assembly. The transcript is spliced from 4 exons. Lineage: Eukaryota; Fungi; Ascomycota; Sordariomycetes; Xylariales; Xylariaceae. Gene Ontology annotation, molecular function: ATP binding; four-way junction DNA binding; ATP-dependent DNA damage sensor activity. Bases 1 to 1026 code for a protein of 341 amino acids. The record is from RefSeq and is a predicted model, not a curated record. Gene Ontology annotation, cellular component: replication fork; Rad51C-XRCC3 complex; Rad51B-Rad51C-Rad51D-XRCC2 complex.